Molecule: messenger RNA, 4921 nt
Organism: Austrofundulus limnaeus
Lineage: Eukaryota; Metazoa; Chordata; Actinopteri; Cyprinodontiformes; Rivulidae
Gene: mtmr10
Product: myotubularin related protein 10
Exons: 16
Coding region: 582-2885 (767 amino acids)
Biological process (GO): phosphatidylinositol dephosphorylation
Cellular component (GO): membrane; cytoplasm
Source: RefSeq, a predicted model, not a curated record
GGAUGUCUCAUCUCGCUGUACGUUAACUUGUUGGAAAAUUUGAAGUUGGAAAGUCUCGGUAGACAGCAACAGUAAGCCCGGAAAUAGGGCGGGACCUCGGCUCCCAUGAUGGCAGUUAAGUCGUUUGCAGCGUCAGGUACUGCGUUAGUUGAAUUAGUUGGACUUUGAGGAAGUAAGUGAGGGUAACUUGUGUAGUAACAGGUGUAAGGAAAAUGUAGGCCAUUAGCGGACGCAUUGGCCUUUUAUUUUUACAGUUGUAUUUCUGCAUAUGGGACGAUAUUUCUAAACUUUAUGUUGUAGUUUAUGCUAGCUAGCUAACCAAGCUAACGCCGACGUCUCAACUCAAACUCUGUCAACUUUUUUGAGCAGACACCGACUGUUUAUCCAAAUGGAGGAGUGUCUUCGUUCGCCCAAAAUGUCUCGAUAAAUGUUUUCACUCAAGGGCGUUUGGGAUUAACUCGGCUAAGGGCUGACCAAAAACUUUCCUGACAGCUUGCUUUUGGAUUUUUUCCCCGGUGGCAGCAGAAAAACACUGGUUCAUUAACUUUAUGAACGUCGACAACAAAAAGCGGAUAUAAACAAUGUUCUCUGCCAAAGCUACAAAACCCACUUUUAGGAGUUAUCUUCCUCCUGUUCAGACUGAUGUGAAGACAACUGUUACACCAUCUAUUAAAAAGUUGGAGCCCACGUUACUUCCUGGAGAGAUCGUAGUUAACGAGGCUCUCUUUGUGAAAAAGUGCAUCAGCACUGAGAGCAGCCAGAACGACCUCUGGGGGAAGUUGAUAUGCACCAACUUUAAGGUCUCCUUCAUUCCUCAAGAUGCUCCACCUAAGAAGCAGAAGUCCCAUAUGUCACACCUGUUGCUUGGAGAGCAUGACAUCCCCCUGACCUGUCUGGACCAAGUAGUUACAGUUAAUGACACAAAGGGAAAGAAGAAAGUCUUGGGCUCCAACCAGAAACUAAAAUUCGACCCCACAGAGCUUAUUCUUUACUGCAAAGAUUGGCGUAUAAUACGCUUCUGCUUUCAUGAGGCUGCGCCCGAGACCUCCAAAAAAGUUUGCCUUGCUAUUGCCCACUAUUCCCAUCCAGCCGAUCUUCAGCUACUGUUUGGCUUUGAGUAUCAAGGGCAGCGAUACCAUCAAUCUAAAGAAGAACAGGUCAAUGGUUCAAACAAAAGAGGAGGAUUACAGACACCUACUUUUAACCGCUCAUCUGACUGGGAUCGGGAAAUCAAGAGAACCGGUGCUUAUGGGUGGAGGGUCUGCUCCAUCAAUGAACAUAAUGGCUUCUGUUCAAGCCUUCCAGAGCACUUUGUGGUUCCAGUUCAUUUGACAGAUCAAGAUCUAAAGCAGUUUGCUCCAUUCUUUAUUGAUGGUCGCCUCCCUAUAUGGUGCUGGAAUCACCCCAAUGGCAGUGCUCUUGUCCGCAUGUCCAAUAUAACUGAACAAACAAGUCCGAGGAAGGUUGAUCAAAAAAUUUUCAAUGCAAUCAAGAAAAGCCACCCACAGAGCGGCGAACUGGCCUUGAUAGAGGUGGAUAAAAAUGUGCCUAAUAUCCAGGACAUCCAAGCUGCGUUUGUUAAACUCAAGCAGCUCUGCAUCUUAGAUCCUUUUGAGGAGACGGAAGAGAAAUGGCUUACAUGCCUUGAAAACACACGAUGGCUGGAAUACGUCAGGAUGUUUUUAAAACAAGCAGCAGAAGUCGUGUACUACUUGGAUGGAAAGAAUGCCUCUGUUGUUCUCCAUGAGGAAGAAGACCGRGAUGUCAACUGUGUGGUGUCCUCAUUGGUUCAAAUCAUGUUGGACCCUUACUACCGCACUCUGAUUGGCUUUCAGAGUUUGGUGCAGAAGGAGUGGGUGAUGGCUGGCCAUCGCUUCUUGGAAAGAUGCAACCAUCUGAAAAAAAAUGACAAAGAGGAGUCCCCACUGUUCACGUUGUUCCUGGACUGCGUGUGGCAGAUGAUGAACCAGUACCCAGUGGCGUUUGAGUUCUCAGAGGCCUAUCUGAUAGUACUGAAUGACAGCAUGUGGGUCCCACUCUUCAGUACUUUUCUCUUCAGUUCUCCUAAACAUCGCGCUCAGGCCUUGAUGGAGUUUGUCAAGAAUAAAGCCAUCCCUCAAGGAGAAGACCCGAGUGUGUUUUUCCCUCCUGUUUGGGAGUGGUCACAGCAGUUCUCCAACAAAGAUCAAGCCCUGUUUACCAACCUCCUCUUUGUUGGCAGAGGACCUGCCUCUGUACAGAAAGGAGAAGUGAAAAGUUACAGGCGCAUGAAGAAAACCUACAGUUCCUCAGUACGAGCAACAACCAUGUCACAGCAGAAUGGACAAAGGGGUAAAGAGGACACUUUGUACCGGCGGAGUUCUCUGAGCUCAGAGCUAAAGGCUGAAUUCUCCACAGUGAAAGAUGAAAGCCCAUCAGAACGCUACUUCAGGGACUGGUUUUCUCGACCCGUUAACCUGCAGGGUCUCCUGAUUCCCUUGCUCCUGCCUACACAUGUGGUUCUCUGGAAGCUCUUCUUUCUUCGCUGGGUUCCCGAAUCCUGUAUUCCCAAAGGAGGCCCUGCUGCGUACUACAACAGGCUUUCCCAGUUGGCCAAUGAGAUCGAGACACUGCAGAACAAAGUCAGGCAGUACAAAGGACCCCUUACAGAGAACAGUCCACCUCCAAUCCCAAGUGGACCCCCUUCGGACCAAAGAAGUCUGUAUUUAAAGGCAAGUUCUCCGGAGAGUCCACCUACAGAUCCAGAGCUCUUAACCUCCUCCUUUCCUUACAGCCCUGAGGGAAAUCUGUGCUGGCGAAGUGUCCAAGGAACUCCCAUUAGCAAGUUUCUGAGUGGGGCAAAGACCUGGCUCUCUACGGAGACUCUUACUAAUGACACUUACUGAAGAUAGUAGCUUUCAUAUUUCCACUUCUCAUUAUAUUACUUUCUUAAACCUCUCUUCAGUUCCAACAUAAACAAAUUAACUGUAAAUGGCUUGUUUGAACUUCUGGUUUAAAAUGAUGUGUAUGCUAGACUGUGGACCAUUGAGGCUGCUUCCAAAUCUGAGAUUGUUUCUAAUUUGAAGUAUCACUUUUAGGACAGAAUCAUCUGUUUAUAUUUGAGGAAUUUACAUUUUUUUAAAUCACUUMCUUCUUACUCACCUGUGUUAUCUUUAGAGUCAGAGUUUAUCUGCUUGAAAUUAAAUGUGGAAAAUUAGGAAUCAUCCUUUUUUUUCCCUCGCAGCAGGAGUGAUGCAAUUCACCAAGCGUUGAUUUUCAAAAGGUUGUUUUUCUUAGUCUCCUAAUAGGACUUGUGAUACUUCUUUCUGCUUCUUUCCUCUGUACAUUUUAAAAAGAGAAAAACAAGCAAACUCACAAGAAUUCUACCAUGUAUUAGAGGUGGAGGAUAUCUGGCUUAGUUGACUGUAACAGGCUCUCUUCUCUUUUACAGACCUGUGGUUUGCUCUAGAUGCCCAAAUCUUAAUGAUUUGUUUUAAUAUAAGUAGCAAAUGGUGUGGUGUCAGGGUCUAACUUUAUAGGUUUUGUUUGAAGCUUAAUAUACUGAGGCAGGGCAGAGCUGCAAGGACUUGAGUCUGUGGUAGAUAUAGUCUCUUCUGCUUUGAUGGGGUUUUGRUAAAUGUUUAUAGAGGCCUUCUGGUAAGGCACUGAGGCAAAAACUGUUCACAUGAACAGCAGCUGAUUUAAAAAAAAAAAAGGGACAAAUUCUUUGAGAUUUAUGAGUUCCAUAUUUGGAGAAUUAAAUUUCAGACAGUAACGUUCCUGUUUCAAUGAGGAGGACAUGGUUUCCAGACAGCACCUUAAUAAGUCCUCAAACGCACAGUCUCUGCAAUGCUGUGUCAGAAUCAUAAGAAUACUAAUUAAGGGAAUUUAUGGUCGAGCAUGAAAAGCAUUAACUGUAUACAAUGAGCAUCAUUUAUCAGGAUUUUCUUUAACAUUUUUUGUUUAAUUUAAAGUAAUGAUUAAGACAAAACCAGCUGAAGUUCAAGUUUUUCUCAGGCAGAUUAAACUAAGCUUCAAAGAUGUUCCUAGCUAUUAUUAAAACUAUUAAAGAAAUGUAUUUGUAUGUAGACCCCAAAAAAUUACCACCUGCUUAACAUACAACCAGCUAAUUAAGAGACUGGAGACACAUCUGGAAAAAACUUAUCAGAAACUAUAACUGUAAUCUGUCUAAGACAAAAAAAAAUGUUAGGUAAUAAAAUGAUGAUGAAAAGAACUGCGUUUAGGAACACAGCAGAUUUUGUCUCUUUACAAAGAUGCUUCAAUCCUGUGAUGAUAGAUUGACCAGCAAACUUGUAAAYCUUUGGCAAUAACUAAACCAGAUGUGUCUUAGUGUUGUGUGUAAUGUGAGUGUAAACCUGCUCUCCCAAAAGCUAAUAAUUGCACAUUUUACCCAGAAUAUGGGAUACAAUAUUUUUAAGACUUGUUGAAUAUAAUAUUGGCAAAAACUAUAAAUACUGUAUAUGAGUGAAAUCUUUCAGUUUGUAAUUUUGAUUAAUGGUACUAAAUAACUUUUAUCUUGGAUUUAGUCCUUUUAUAUUUUAUAAAAAUUAUUAAUAUUUAUAUACUGUGGUUUUCCAGUGAUAUAUAAUGUUGAACUCUGCUGUAAAUGUAUGAUGGCUGUUCCUACUUUUGUGGCACAGUUUGAUUUUGAUGAUCAGCAGAAGUAUUUAUUCUUUCAUGCAAAUGUUUUCUAAGAGGGAUACAGUUUCUACUUCUCAUCCUCUGUGCCUUUUUGGAUAUAUUGACUGUUUUUAUGACUGUAUUCUACAUCUGAUGGCUUAAUUUUGUUUGUUUGUUUUUUUUUAACUGGUGGCAUUUAAGGAAUCUGUAAAUUAAUAAAAUUCAGGGGGACUGCACUGAAACUGUUUUUGCUAACAGAACAUGUAUAGUAACAAAUCAAUACAUUAGUUUUCAAAUUAAA